Molecule: messenger RNA, 1179 nt
Organism: Orycteropus afer afer
Lineage: Eukaryota; Metazoa; Chordata; Mammalia; Tubulidentata; Orycteropodidae
Source: RefSeq, a predicted model, not a curated record
AUGGCUGCCGUCACGCCACGGAGGGUACCGUGGAGCCCGCACAUGGCUGCCGUCACGCCACGGAGGGUACCGUGGAGCCCGCACAUGGUUGCCGUCACGCCACGGAGGGUACCGUGGAGCCCGCACAUGGCUGCCGUCACGCCACGGAGGGUACCGUGGAGCCCGCACGUGGCUGCCGUCACGCCACGGAGGGAGCGCGUGGCGCCCCCCAGCGUGGCGGCGCUGCGCUCCAACUUCGAGAGGGCGCGCAGGGCCGCGGGGCCGGCGGCGGGCGACGCCGAGAGGCCCUUCUACGCCAACGUCGAGUUCCACCACGAGCGCGGCCUGGUGAAGGUCAACGACAAGGAGGUGUCGGAGCGCAUCAGCGCGCUGGGCAGCCAGGCCAUGCAGCUGGAGCGCAAGAAGUCCGUGGGGGCGGGCGGCGACGCGCCCCGGCCCCCGCCCCGCGCGCGGGCCUCGGAGGGCUGCGGCCCGGACGGCGACUACGAGGACGCAGAGCUCAACCCGCGCUUCCUCAAGGACAACCUGAUCCAGGCCAACGGCGCAGGCAGGCCCCCCUGGCCGCCCCUGGAGUGCCAGCCCUACCAGAGCGUCUACGUCGGGGGCCUGAUGGGCGAGGGCGACGGCAAGGCCCCGCCGCUGCGCAGCCAGAGCGCCUCGGAGCCGGAGAAGCGCCUCACCUGGCCGCGCAGGUCCUACUCCUCGCGCAGCUUCGAGGACAGCGGCGGGGGUUACACCCCGGACUGCAGCUCCAACGAGAACCUCACCUCCAGCGAGGAGGAGUUCUCCUCCGGCCAGUCCAGCCGCGUGUCCCCCAGCCCCACCACCUACCGCCUGUUCCGGGACAAGAGCCGCUCGCCGUCCCAACACUCGCAGCAGUCCUUGGAGAGCGGCAGCCCGCCGACGCCGCAGUGUCCGAAGCGGCACCGACAGGCCCAGGUCGUGGUGUCGGAGGCCACCAUUGUGGGUGUGCGCAAGACCGGGCAGAUCUGGCCCAGCGACGGGGACAGCUUGCAUGGAGAGCCAGGUGGGUACCUGCGCCGCCUGCACGGGCCACCGACCCUGUUCUGUGCCCCACUGUUGCGGGGGCGGGGGUCGUGGAGAGGGGGCCGGUGGAAGCUCUUUGGAGUUCUGAAGUAUGUUGUGGACAAAAGGGACCUGGGUGGUCACAAGGGUUGA